This is a messenger RNA of Aplysia californica (California sea hare), 9901 nucleotides long. Its product is annotated as syntenin-1. Gene Ontology annotation, cellular component: plasma membrane; cytoplasm. Gene Ontology annotation, molecular function: protein binding. NCBI's taxonomy places the organism in Eukaryota, Metazoa, Mollusca, Gastropoda, Aplysiida, Aplysiidae. Bases 150 to 1067 code for a protein of 305 amino acids. The record is from RefSeq and is a predicted model, not a curated record. The transcript has 8 exons.
AUUUGACUGUUCUCAAUACAAAACCUCUCGACUCUUGGUUGACGUUGAGCAAUACGACGAAGUGGGCACAAGUAUUGCCUACAUCCUUUAGCCUAGAAUCUAUAAAAGUUUUGACAAGGAAAGAAAAACUACAACAACAAAACAGCAGAAUGUCUCGACUUUACCCAACACUGGAGGACAUGCGUGUGGAUCAGUUACAAACGGCUCAAGUGAAUCAUGAGCGGGCCAUCACAGGCAGCAGUGCACAGGCACCACCCCUGCAGUACCCACAGCCCGGAAUGCAGCCACCUGCCCACGUCCCAGCCAUCUCUGCCAGCGCCCUCUACCCAAGUCUGGGCGAGUACAUGGGACUACAGCUGACCCCCGAGAUGGCACAGAACAUGCAGGUGGUUCCCUCACAGGGCAUGGAAGUUGGCGUUAGACAGACCCGUUCAGGCCAGAACCAGAUCGCUCCAAUCACAGGGAACAAUCUCGGCCUGGCUCGUGCAGAAAUCAAAUCUGGGAUCAGAGAGGUUAUCCUGUGUAAAGAUCAGGAUGGGAAACUGGGCCUGAGGAUUCGCCAUGUCAACAGUGGCAUCUUUGUCGCGUUCGUGCAAGUGGGUCUGCCUGCUGCGUUGGCUGGUCUGAGGUUCGGAGACCAGAUCCUCCAGAUCAACGGUCAGACAGUGGCUGGCUGGGACAACAACAAAGCUCACAACUUCCUGAAAAAGGCAGAUGGUCAGAGAAUUGAGUUUGCCGUGAGGGACAGGCCUUUUGAGCGUACAGUGACCAUGCAGAAAGACAGUAAUGGUUUCAUCGGGUUUGUCUACAAAGAUGGCCGCAUCAAGUCUCUGGUGAAGGACUCCUCUGCAGCCCGUAAUGGACUCCUCACUGAUCAUCAACUGAUCGAAGUCGGAGGUCAAAAUGUCGUUGGUCUCAAGGACAAGGAGACGGGCGCAAUCAUCGACUCCUGCGGCAGAACUGUCACUGUCACGGUGAUGCCUUGCGUCAUUUAUGACCACAUCGUUAAAUGCAUGGGCUCAAGCAUCGUCAAGAAACUUAUGGACCAUUCAAUUCCAGACCUGUAAGGGAACAAGCGAGAGAUUGGUGUGAGAAAAGAACCCAUAUAUGGACUUUGGUAGAAGUUGAGAAGGAAAGGCGCCGACCCGUAUUGACGGCUGCUAGGUGGACGAUCUAAUCGGCAAAAGGCUCGUGAUUUGGGUUCAUCAUUGAGAGACAAAAAGUAGUUGAAUUGAAAUUCCGAGAUUGUUAGUUUUCUUGAGGAGAAAAGUUACAAAGGCAGUUGACGACCUCCCCCCACUGUAGUUUGCCUUAGAUCUUGUAGCUCUCUACAAUACACUAUGCCACAGAUGCAAAACACUUGAUGAUUGUUCCUUUGAGAAAAAUUGUUUUUUUUCCGGUUCUUGGAUUGUACUCUUUUUUUUUACAAAGUUUUAUUGAUGUUCUGUGAAUCUUGAAUGUACAAUCUACGCACCUAUUGUGUUGGUCAUAAUUUACAUGUGUGCAUAAGGUUUUGUUUUUGCUUGUUUUUCUCUUUUCUUUGUGAUUUACAGUCUGUUGGCUUUUUACAAUGUUUUUUUGGUUGUUGUUUUUUUUUGUGAUAGAUAACUGAAAAUUGAAAAUGAAAUGAGUAACAGAUUGGUUUCUUUCUGGAACUCUAUCCCUAAAAAUGGGUCCAUUUAGAGGAAGCAAAUAUUGUCACCUGAGUGCAAGAAGUGACUAGAUCCACUUUUCACAGUUUCGAAAAAGAAGAGUUUGAAAUUUUGACGAUUUUGAAAUCUUUAUAUAUAUCAUAGUCAAAAAAGAAACUUGAAUAUCUCGAUACUACGGCUUAGAUAUUUACAGAGGUAAAAGAGCUGCUUAAAGUCUCACUACCCAUAUAUCUAUUGCUCCAUUUCGACCAAAAGUGGAUAUAGUCACUUCUUGCGCUCAGCCAUUGAUAUGAACUGUUCUAGAUUUAUUAAUAACCAAAAAGGAGAAAAAACAAACUGUCCACGAUAUUGAUUCCAUGAAAGAAAUGUUCUUUUUCAUUAAAUUCCACGUUUAAUCAUUGCUGCUCAUGUAUUAUAUGUAAAAAGAAAAAACAAAAAAUAAAACCGAGAAAUUGUUCUGAUGUAAAUAAAUAUGCACUGUUGUUAUUGAUUUAUUGUCUUGAGUUUCUUCGUUUUGGUUUCUUAUGUUGCUACAUCACAAUCUGCUAAUCAAUCAGAUGAAAUUUUGUCUUUAAGGUCUUCUUUUGUUGUAAAGAAGCUCAAAGUUUGUUUUUCUUUGGCUCAAGAUGAUUGUUUGUGUCUAAUUGUAGUACUGAUUUGAUAUUAUAAUAUUUCUAUGCUGUAGAGUCCAUUCAUAAUGUUGUCGACAUAAGGUUAAGAAAGUUGAUUUCUGCUCUGAUCUAAAUUCUUGCAUAAUAUUAAUAUGAAUUCUUUCAAAGGGAGAAAUAAAUAAAACAAAUGAAUUGAUAAGGUGGAAAAAGAUAAGUUCACAUUGUAACUUUACUGUCAAGCUUUAUUUUAAGGUUUUUUAUGCCUAGUUGUAAGAUGAAAGACGUUAUGAUGAUUCAGGUUAGGUUCUUGUAAUGUCUUGAGAAAAUUAUUACAAGUAAAACAAAAUUUCAUCAACUAAAUAAAAUACUCUAUCAGGAAGUAGUGGAAAGGGAAAGAUUUCUAACAUAAUUUUGGAACACGGAAGUUGAAAAGAAAAAAAUCCCGAUCACUAGUAGGUGCUAGGGUUACAUUGCUUUAUCUUAUUAAGGAUUCUUUAGUUAGUGGGGAAAUGUUGAAUAGCUAUGAAUCUAGGCUGUUAUCUUAUCAACCUGUUUGGUGGUGACUGACUGUCCUAGAUAACUCUCAAACAGGCCAGGGAAGGUUUUGUUAUUUACCUUCACGUCGCACACAAUAGACCCUGAUAAAGGGAAUGGCUGUCCACCAAUCUUUGUAUUCUCAGCUCUAUAAAUAGUUCCCAGAGUCAUGUGAGACAGUGAAAAUGCGACUUCUUCUUAAGCUCACUCUUUGUUAUGAACUGUUUUCACUGUUAUUAAAAAUGGAGAUACAACAAGAAAGCACUGAGGUCGCGAUACCAGGAGCUAAUCAAAGAUGUCACUGCACAAUCUAUAAAUUUUUUGGACUUAACUUGUGUAUGGUUACACUUGCUGUUUGAUUGAGAUAUCAGUACUGAAACAUUUCACAACAAGAUUGUAUUGUUUUCGAGAGAAAAGCCAAUAUGAUUGUCGUGCCUCAUGAAUUAUCCUAAUUGUGUUGAUGGGGUCUUAAACUUGGUCAUUUUUACUAUCAAAAACAAAAAACCAAAACUCAUGUAAACCUGACGUGGAUUGGAAUGUCGGAAUACCUCACGAAAUUUGUUAGAAACAGAUUAUAUGGAAAGAAAACAUCUCUAAGUUUUAGAAAUAACUUUACACCGCUCACUAAUUUAUUUGCAGUUGGGAAAUACUUGGGAAGUCUUGUCUAAUGUGGUUUGGGUCUGUUGUAUUAUUUUCAUCGCCCCACUCACCUGCUUUUUUAUCUUGAUAGAAAGUAUAUUUUAUCUGUAAACAAACGCCUGUGUCAUUAUCAAGUUUAUCUUUCAAAUUCAAAGUAUUGAGUGUACUGUCAAACUUUUCCAUAAUGGUCAGUCGAGAUUGCAGAGAAAAGGUCUACUGUUACUGUUUUGUAUGGAGAGGUGAUGACCGAGUCAGGUUCCACUGUAUUUACUAUUCUUAAAGUUAAAACCCAAAGUCUUUGGGUAAUGGCCAAAGGAGCUUCCCUAUCUAUAGCUUUUCACUGACUGAGGAAGAGUCAUCUAAAAUUAGGUAACAGUUUAUCUGAGUGACCUGAUGGCGAAGACAUGGCAUGGGUUGUGUGGUUUGUGUUUUAUUGUUGGAAAAAAACAUUGAAAUGAACUGCCCUAUAUCGAUCACCAGAGCGUCUUUGAUUUGGUUGUGAGGCACUUUGCUAUUGUGUGCGGGAGACCCAAGGUCGAUUCAUGAGUGGGGAGAAAUCUGUAUUGACAAAUAUCUCGGUCUUUGUGCUGAGUUGUUGUAUCCCUCUCAGCCCGAGUUAGACCUGAUAGACAAGGUCGGAAGCCCGCUGUGUAAACAAUCUAAAUUGUGUUGAUAGGGGCGUUAAAAACUCAUACAUUACAAAAUUUAUUUUAACCGCCCUAUUUUAUCGGAGGUUAUUUUCAGAAUCGGUUAUGGUGCGGAAUGACUGGUAUUUGGGUGUUACUUUUUAGACCAUUGGAAAUGCACAUACAUGAUUGAUACUUUCUUCAAAAUUGAAAAGCAUUAUUUUCUGGGGUGACAUUCUUCCAAAAGUUAUAAUUGCAUUGAAUAGGAUGGAUAGUUUUGUUCCUUGUGGGGUUUCUUUUGGUUGUUGUUUUACAGAAUGAGUUAAAUGUGUUUGCAAUGAAUUGUGUUAGAGCUAGAUCCAUUUUUAACUUUGUUUGUUGUUUUUAGAUUUUACUGGACUGAUGUACGUUGACUAAAUGACUCAGAAGUUACAUUCUGCACGUGGGAUUUGCUUAAUCAUACUCUAACUGUAGCAUAGGCUUUAGAUUCCCUAUUUUUGUUCAGUGUCCGUUUAGACAAAGAGAACAGAAACCUGUAUAGAAACGGACAGAAACUUGCAAACCUACUAACAUUGCAUUCUUGUUACAGUACUUAUUUGUAGAAUGCAUGUUAACUUUUUGGUUGAGUUGUGAGGGGAAGCUUAGCCAGUGAGGUGCUUAUACAACUGAAGCUUUGUCUCUUGUUCCCAUGAGCCUUUUGUUAGCUCAGAUGGAUAAUACUGAACUACAGAGGAUGGUCUUGGUUCAAAUCCCAGGCUGGGUGUUCUUGAACUCUGGUUGUUUUAUGGGGUAUUCAAGACUCUCAACCCAUCUGGCUUGGACCUAUCGGAGAUGGAAGUUAAAUCCGGAGGUCGUGCCUUUUAAAUAAUCCGUACACUUACAUUUUUUCUUUGUUCCCCACGUCUGCUCGUAAAGUUGUCAUUUAAAAUAUUUUACUGAUGUUUUUUGGGGUUCAACAACAUAAAAUAUUUGAAAGACGUGUUUUGUUUAUAUAUUUGAAAAUGUAGUUGAAACUAUUAUAAUUUCAUCUGUUUUAGGAAAUCCCUAGCUUUUGUAAUUUUUAAAAAUUUUUACAGGGUGAAUACUUGGCCCAAAAUCAGGUGUUAUAAUACAAAUGUGCAAUUGCAAAUACUUAUCAGGCUAAGAAAUCUUGAGAAAAUGCCUGUCUCCUAGUCUAUUCUUCACUGUUUACUCUCUAUCUGUUGUGUGGUUUAAAGGUGUUGGGGAUAUAAGUGACUAUCAGUGCUUUAGUUUUGCUCUUUGUGAAAGGGGUAUGGAUGUAGUAUAGUGGCUUUAACUCCCUGUGGGUUGAAUAGGCACCUGCAGUGUAAUAGUUAGUAACUUCGGAAGGACUUCCUUAACAAGCGACCACCCCAACAAACACAAUAAAGAAGAGACCUAACCCUAACCCAAACCCUACCCCUUACCCCUAAGCCUCUAUUCUACUCUGUGUCAUAGUGGUCGCUUGUUACGGAAGUCCCCCGUAUCUUCGUGGUUUUGCAUGGAUGAUGUGAAUUUGAUUCUGGCUAGCAAAAGUUACUGAGUUGAGCAUUGUCUGUCUGUGUCUGCUGGGAUGCUGUUUCCACCAACUCAGCCCGAGUUGGACCUCACAGGCAGAAUGGAAGCAGCCAGUCUCCAUUCUGAUCUUACCUCUUAGUAUACAGAAGGUUAUUCCCCCCAUAUGUGCACAGCUAUUUUGUCAUCCAAGUUGUUAGCAUCACAAACUUCCCUUUAACCCCACUCCAGUUGAACUUAUCUGCAUAAAAUAAGAAUGAAACUGAGGUGAAAUGAAUGCAACAUCCAAUGAACAGGCAGUUCGAUUUUACAGAUAAGACUUAUUUUCUGAGGAUUCAAAGAUUUGUGUCAUGACUGAACAACUGAGCAAUGCCGUGCCAUCUGACCAGGCGUGCCGUAUACUAAGAGUUAAUGGUGUCGAGAGGGCUGUAAAACCUUUUUCUGUCACUAAACGGGAAUGGAUGUUUCAAUAGUAGCUUUACUCUCCGGGGUUGAUGUCUCCUGUAAAAACUGUGGAGCCCUUGUAAGUGUCUUGUCCUCAGUAGACGUUGUUUCUCUAUGGUUGAUUUCUUGGCCUGAAAGGUCUUGACAGUUUUUUGUUUUGCGUUGCAUAAUUGAUGUAAUUUUACAAAAUGUAAGAUACAUGUGGGACAAUACCAUUAUUAAUGUUACUUUUUUAUUUCUUUUGCAUCCUAUGAUUCUUAAUGCAUUUAUUGUUCACACAUUUGAGUAGAAGUUCACAUUUCAUUGUAGUUGUAGCGUUGUAGUAUAUUAGUUCUGGUCCAGAUCUAAUGAAAAGUCCUUCAGACAUUUUUUCCUCCCGUGUUCUUUCUGUCAUAGAUAGAGACUAAGUUAUGUCUCUUUUUUAUUAGCCGUUGACCUUCAAGUGAGUAAACAUGUAGACCUACAAUUAAGUUGUACAGUUUUACAGUGGUUAACCGCAGCACAACUUAUUAUAAGUACACGUUCCUGAGAUAUGUGUUAUAUUGCGUCGUAUGGACACCUAUCAGGCCUAAUUAACCCUGUCAGACCGUAUUCCAGUAUACUCCAAACUUCAACUAUACCUGAUUCCCGUUACACCGGUAAUUGGGAGGUUGCGUCAUAUUUUUAAACUGUUUACCACACGAGUAGUGCUUGAAAACCUAUCCAAGUAUUGACAUUAGCUCAAAAAUAGGCCUCUUAUCUGUAUUUCUACCAAGUUUCAUGUGUUUCUGAUAACUCGUUAUCCUGUAUUAACCACCUUUUGCACACUUUUGCUCAGGAGGCCAGGUAUUGAGGGAAGUUAGGUUAAGGGCGUAAGGUUUGACAGGGUUAACAACUGAGGUAUGUGUUAUAGCGUUGUUUGGACACCUGUCAGGCCAAAUUAACAAGGAGGAUAGAAAAGAGUGUUCCCAGUACAAUUUAGCAUGCAUAUAAUAUAUUGCAAAGUUGGCGGGUUGCUGAAAUCUUUUUUCAGUUAUGUAUGAAUUUUACAACAUAAGGUAAUUCAAAGAAAUUCAUGUUGUAUACAUGUAUUUUCAUAAAUAGGGCAACUGCAAAUCUGUUCGCCAUGUGUGCGCACUUCGCUCUUUGCGUGUUUGCUAUGUGCAUCAUAGACUAUUUUGUUCCUGACUUUUGCUUUUCUCAAAGAAAAGCUUGAUGGGAAACUCGCAUAAUGAAUACUGAGAACAGAGAAUGCUUUGUGGUAUAUAAAAAAAGCUGCAAGAUGCUGUGAGUAGGCAAGCACUUGUAUAAUAUUACUUGUAGUGCCUAGCAUUUUCUAUGCAUAUCAAAAAGGCACUGUAACAAAUAUUGCUAGCACUUGUUUGCUUUUUAUAACAUAAAGUAUUCUCUCCUUUAAAUUUACUUGAUUUCUUCAUAUAUCUCAGGUAUGUGAACUGCAGCUGUUGUGGGCAGGUUUCUCUCACCAUCCAGUCUUUUAGGUCCUUUUCUGAGCUUUUAGAUUAGUUGAGUGGGUUUUUUUUCCAACUGUCUGUUUUAGCUUGUAGAAGCUACAUGUAGAUCAUCUAUUUAAUUAUGUCAUUCAGAUUUUUUUUUUUGACAUUCAGAAAAGGAUUUAUUAUAUUAUGUACAGGUAACCAAAUUGGGAGCUAUUUUGCGUUUGUUGUAACUUUUCAUUUAUUACCUAUGGUGAAAGUAUUUCAAAGCUAUUCAUUAAUCACUUGUGAGAUAGAAAAACUCAACUUUCUAAUGGCUAAAGGUUUGAACUAUGAAUUAUGCAAGAGAAAUCUAAUUUAAAAAAUAAAUAACAAGUAGUAUUAUGAAGCUUGAGGGAAUGAUGUCAUACUUUGUCCUCUGUUGGGUACAGUUUAGAGUGGGGAUAUAAUUGGGAGAAAAAGUCAUUGCUACUCCGGACCAGUUUUGAGAACUUUGUCUAUUCUGAUGCCCUGAGUCUUUGUGUUCAUACUAACAAAUUUUAUUCUUUCCUUGCACCAAAAAACCAUUAUUGCGUUGAUAUGUUUCUCUUUACCCAAAGUCAAACAUGAGGAAUGAAGUACAGAUGCUCUUUUAGCUCAGUCGACUAGACUGUCUAUUAGUCAACAUUACUUUCUCUUCUUUGAAUAAGGUUCCGUGUGUGAAGGUUGUUUUGUGAAGUUUACAACUCUCCGUCCCUUCCUUUCACAGGUUGAUAUUUGAUGAUUUGUGAGACGUGCUGACAAAAUGAGUUACUUCUCGCAAUCCACAAAUGGAGAUAUUGGCCAAAAACUGACACAAGGGUCAAAUUUGUUGAUUUUUUAUUGAUGCCGUAUUCUCCAACAAUAAUAAGCCUUUUAUUAUUUCAUACUUAUAAAUUGUAAAAAACUUCACCUGUAAGCGUUAUGUAUCUAUUUCCAUAGGGCUCGAAUUCGAGUAGUAACUUAUUUUGUCUGCAGGCUUCACAUUAUCUACAGUGAAAGAGGAGCAAAACAUGAAAGUAAUGUUUUUCAAAAUGCACACUGUCUGUGACUUGUUUUUCUAUACUACUACAACCCUUGCAGUAUUCCUAGAAAGUGUGAUUUCAAUGUGCUUCUCUGUUUUCCUCUUUGUAAUCAAAAGUUUUUCUUUGAUAACGAGCAGAGGCUAGGCUUUUCUCCCUCAUUAUCUCCUAUAUACUCAAUACCCUUGGUAGCCACCCAUAUAUAGACUGCACUCACCUUUUAAUCUACAGUAGGCACAUACUUGUAUCGAUUCCUUCUGAUUGCAUAAGAUAUUUCACUGAGUCUCUGAGAGUUGUGGUUCUCAGACCAAGACACUUUGCAGAACUCAAUAAAUUCAUUUUUGAUGGAUUCGGAAAAUUUAAUAGUAUACAAGGAUUUGUCGAUAAAAUUUCAACCUUCAUACCUUUUGCAGUAGUAACAACGACAAUUUGAAAAAUUGGUCUGGAAUAACAACUAAAAGUAAAUGGCUGAUACUGAGGUUUUUAAAAAUGUAAACAGAGCUUUUUAGAAGCUGUUGGGUAAUUGGCCUACAUCUGGGAUGUAAAUGUUCUGUUCAUAUACAGAAGUGAGUCUUUAUUUUCCUGGUGUUAUUAUUUUAAGUUUAACUCACUUGAGCCUAUUCCCGUAUAUUUACCUGACGUGCCGCCAGCCCGAUAACUUAAUCCCGUGUAUUUAUGGAAGGCGCUUUAUCAAUCGGUAUCUGCAGUGUUUUUCAUUUACAAGCUACUGGAAGCCGGGAGCCAACAGCUGACCCACUUGCUUCAUUUCCUUAAAAAUUUUGUGAAAUUAUAUACAAUACUUUUUUUUUUUAGCAGUAACAGACUAAGUCAGUCACCCCCCACAUUGCAAUAGAUGAUUUUAGUAUAAAUUGGGCUCCAAAAAAGUUGCCUAACCCUCAGACAUUGCCACAUAGAAAUACUGAUAAAAUAAAAACUAUUUGGACAAACCAGAUGCAGUUUACUUUUUAUGUGAGAGCAUUACUUUCUUUCUGUGGUUGCACAUUUUAAAAAUUAUGAUAGCUUUCACAGCCUUUUUGUGGUUAACGCUUCAAUAUUCAAUAUACCCCAAAAUUGUCAUGCUGCAAUGGUUGUUGGGAGAUAAAUACCUCAGGCUCAAGUGAGUUAAAUGAUUGUACUCAGAAACAUUACUAUGUGGGCCAAGGUAACGCUUUCUAGAAUUUUUUUGAAAAAUGUUACUUACAGAUUUUAAAAAUCUGUCUUGAAAUAUCCUAGAUUCAUAAUUUUAUUGUGUUUUAUGUCAUCUGAAUUAAAUGUUACUGGCAUAUUCUGGCUCAUUGACCAGGUUUUCCCACCGCACUAUUCCAUGAAAUGUGUCACUGAUGUGGAUAUCAAAUAGCCUUGUUGGGGACAAAGUCUGUUGAGUUAAUUUUACUUAAAAUGCUUUAG